AUGAAACUCGCUGUCGCCCUCGCCCUGGUCACCCUGGCUCUCUACUGCAGCCCUGCUUCUGCAGAGACCUGCCCAAGUUUUCUAGGUGUCAUUCAAACCCUCUUCCUGGGGACGCCUGCCAGUUAUGAGGUCGCAGUGGCACCCUUCAGCCCUGAUGCAGACAUGAAAGAUGCCGGGAUCCAGUUGAAGAAACUGGUGGACACCCUCCCCGAGAAGGCCAAGGAGAACGUCAUAAAGCUCAUGGACAAAAUAAUAAAGAGCCCACAGUGUGCUUAGGAUGUAGAAGCUGAAGACUUCCAGCUGCUGAAGCCGCGGCCACUGCCCAGAGGAUGAGUCCCCACCAGCCCUGGCUGGCUCCCUUCAAUAAAAGACAAGCAUCUCA
Molecule: messenger RNA, 382 nt
Organism: Diceros bicornis minor
Lineage: Eukaryota; Metazoa; Chordata; Mammalia; Perissodactyla; Rhinocerotidae
Gene: SCGB1A1
Product: secretoglobin family 1A member 1
Exons: 3
Coding region: 1-276 (91 amino acids)
Biological process (GO): signal transduction
Cellular component (GO): cytoplasm
Source: RefSeq, a predicted model, not a curated record